AUGAUUUCAAAAUUAGCAAAAUAAAUUUUAAAUAUUACAGUAAAAAAACCAUAAGUCUUUAAACCAGCUAUCUUUGCAAGAUAAGCUUGCUCAUUUAACUUUACUAGCUUAGAAACAGUUAAAAAAAGUGAAUCAAGACUUUUAAAAGCAGUAUAAAGAGAAAUUUAAUAUGAAACUGAAAAUUAUUAAUAAGAUUCUUCUAUUUAAGAAUUCUUAAAAGAACAUAACUUUACUUUAAAAGAAGAUUAAAACUCUAUCUUUAUUGAAUUACAUAAAGAUAUAGGUGAAAACAAAGUCUAAAUAUUAUUUUAAGCUAAAUCACCUUAAACUGAUGAACAAAUGCCUGAAAAUGAAGGCUAAGAAAAUCAAUAAUAACAAUAAUAAUAAUAAGAUUAAUAAAAUGAAGAAGAAUAAUAAUAAUAAUUAUCUGAUUAUAGUGAUUUUAUUGUUUAUAUUGCGAAACCGAAUGGAAAAUCAAUGGUUUUCGAUUGUAGCUCAUUUGAAUCUGAAAUUUAAGUAAAUUAAGUUAAUGUUGUAGAUAAUAUAGAACAACAUAAAGCUAUAAAUAGAUUUGAAAGGGCUACAACUUAAUAUAAUGGUCCUGACUUCAAUGUUUUAGACGAAAGAUUAUAAACAAGUUUAGUUGAAUUUUUGAAAAGCAAUGGAGUAAAUGAAGAAAUAGCAGCUUUUAUUGAGCAUUUCUCUUUAGAUAAAGAAUAAAGACUUUACAUGAAAUGGCUUAAAUAAGUUUAAGAAUUCAUGAAUUGA
Molecule: messenger RNA, 768 nt
Organism: Ichthyophthirius multifiliis
Lineage: Eukaryota; Ciliophora; Oligohymenophorea; Hymenostomatida
Product: mitochondrial glycoprotein domain protein
Exons: 5
Cellular component (GO): mitochondrial matrix
Source: RefSeq, a predicted model, not a curated record